AUGAAUAAACGUAACAAUAUACGUUUACCUCCAGAGGUAAAUAGACUUUUGUAUGUGCGGAAUUUACCAUAUAAAAUAACAUCGGAAGAGAUGUACGAUAUUUUCGGAAAAUACGGGGCGAUCAGGCAAAUACGAGUUGGAAAUACACCGGAAACUCGAGGCACUGCUUUUGUUGUAUAUGAGGAUAUUUUCGAUGCCAAGAACGCCUGCGACCAUUUGUCUGGAUUUAAUGUCUGCAACCGAUACUUGGUAGUUUUGUAUUACCAGUCUAAUAAAGCCUUCAAACGCUUAGACGUGGACAAGAAACAGGAUGAACUAAACCAUAUAAAGACGAAAUACAACUUAAAAACUCCAGAAAAUGCAUAA
Musca vetustissima is the source of this 366-nucleotide messenger RNA. RefSeq names its product splicing factor 3B subunit 6 (gene Sf3b6). Gene Ontology annotation, cellular component: ribonucleoprotein complex; nucleus; cytoplasm. NCBI's taxonomy places the organism in Eukaryota, Metazoa, Arthropoda, Insecta, Diptera, Muscidae. Gene Ontology annotation, molecular function: mRNA binding. The transcript has 3 exons. The record is from RefSeq and is a predicted model, not a curated record. Bases 1 to 366 code for a protein of 121 amino acids.